AUGACCACGCCGGGUCACCAGCAUAUUAGUCAUGCCCAGUCAUCGGCCACAUUACCAUCGUUCCUGUACAAAUCCACCCAGGAUAGGAACAAGUUUUUUGCACAUGGUAAUUUACAUACUAUUGAAAUUAAAAAAUAUUUUUAAUUGAAUUUUCUUGGUAUAAAAAUGCAGCUUAAACGUCUGUUUAUAGCAGGUGGUCCGAAUAUGGAUGAGCCAAAAUUUUCAAAGUUGGGCAUUUUGAAUGGCUCAUUCAUAUUUGACCAAACCUGAUAUUAUCAUAAAUUAAAUCUUUCUUAUUUAAAAUCAUUUUAAAAAACAUUUUAAAGCCAAAUUUAAUCGCCCUAAAAUAGUCCGAAAAACUAUGCCGAAGCUUCAGGUUACCUAAUGAUUUGUUUGAACAUCUUUCAGCCAAAAUGUCUACUUUUAGUUAUGUUUUAGUCAUCUUUUAAGGCAUAAUUUAGUUUAUACUAUUUUUACACAAUGGCUAUGGCCGUAAGGCUCCCUAAGAAAGGUAAAAACAGCUCAUGUCUGCGCAUUGAAAUUAAAUAUACUGUAAUUUAUUAUACUGUACAAAUGAUUUCAGAAACAAUGACUGGUGAUCUUGGACUGAUAGGCUACGCUCUUACGUUUAUAUCUUACGUGUUAUGUAUAAUCACCUUGCCUAUAUCUGCUUGUUUUUGUAUAAAAGUAAGUUUUAAUUGAAAGUUUUUACCCUAUUCAGAUUUCCUUUUACUAUCCUACCCUGAUUUCUUUGUACUACCCUGUCCUGCUUUCUUCACCUUACCCUACUUUUCUGUUCUACUCUUCUCUACUCUACCAUACCAUUAUAUAAAUUUUUAGAAAUAUGCUUUUAGGUAGUUCAAGAAUACGAAAGAGCAGUAAUAUUCAGGCUGGGUCGGUUGUUACCUGGUGGUGCACGUGGUCCGGGUAUCUUCUUUGUAUGUCCAUGUAUUGACACCUACAGAAAAGUUGACCUUAGGGUUUUGUCGUUUGGUGUGCCACCUCAAGAAGUAUGUCUACAAUUAAUUUCUAAAUUUCAAAAACUUUUAGACCGGUUUUAUGAAAAAGUCAGUAGAAAUACAUAUUACAGUUCAUAUUACAGUAUACAGUUCACAAGGUAAAAAUAUAAAUUUUAAACGUACCUUCCGUUUAGAUCCUGUCCAAAGAUUCAGUAACAGUAGCCGUGGACGUUGUCGUGUACUUUCGAGUAUCAGAUGCCACGAUUUCAGUGACAAACAUCGAGGAUUCUUCCCAGUCUACAAAACUUCUUGCUCAAACUACACUACGUAACGUUUUAGGUACAAAAACGUUGGCUGAAAUGUUAUCUGACAGAGAAAUGAUUAGUCUACAGAUGCAAGCAACCCUCGACGAGGCUACCUUGCCUUGGGGUAUUAAAGUAGAAAGAGUUGAAAUGAAAGAUGUUAGACUGCCAGUCCAACUCCAACGAGCUAUGGCCGCUGAAGCCGAAGCGAGUCGAGAUGCUAGAGCCAAGGUAAGACUUUUGACGAUUUUUCUCGAAAAAAUUGCCAAAAAUAAAAUUUUGUAGUUAAACUAUUGCCUAUAGUAAGAUUUUCAUGAAGCUCAACUUUAUUAUUGUAGGUAAUCGCAGCUACAGGAGAAAGAAAUGCAUCUCAAGCCUUGAGUGAUGCAGCACAAGUUCUAGCUGAAUCACCAACAGCAGUACAAUUACGAUACCUACAAACCUUGAAUUCAAUAAGUUCAGAGAAGAACAAAACCAUUAUAUUCCCCUUCCCAAUCGAGAUGAUAAAAGCUAUAGGAAACAUGGGAAGGUAAGGUUAUUUUUUAAUAUAACUGUGACAAUCAUAGACAUAUCUUUUUUCUUAAAAAUAUAUAAAAAGUAAAAGAAUUCCUUCUUUUCCCUUAUUAGAUAGAGCUCUAAUACGUUUGCCUUUUAUCAUAAACUUAACCUAGCCUGUUUAGGAAGAAGAAGAGCUCAGUUACGACGCGAAAACUUGAUUAA
Bursaphelenchus okinawaensis is the source of this 1981-nucleotide messenger RNA. The record is from the annotation of a GenBank genome assembly. Lineage: Eukaryota; Metazoa; Nematoda; Chromadorea; Rhabditida; Aphelenchoididae.